UUUGUCAGUCCUUUUUCAGGUGACAAUUGGCAGACUUCUUGGAUUUAUACUAUAAGCAAAAACACGAAGAAGAAUUCUGUGGGCCACACAUAUUGUCCUCUGACUCUUCCUUUGUUGAAUGCAAGUGGAAAAUUUUCAAAUAUGGAUACAUCACAUACAGAUGUGAUAGAAGAAAAGCCUAAAUUCCAAGAAUCACAUGAGAAUAAAUCUUCUCAUGAAAAAAAAGAUGGAUUUGGCGAUGGGAAUAAUGCUGGAGAACCAUCAAAUUUAAAAGAAGAGAAUGAGUCUACAGAUGGUAAAUCAGAUGAGCAAAGAACCAUCACUCAGAAAAUGGAUACACAAGAUGGUCAAGUUACACAAGACCAAAGCACAUUAGGAGAUCAUGGAAGAGUGCAGUCAGAGAAAGAAACAUUUAAAAUUGAUGGUCAUGACCAAGAAGAAGCUAAACAGCUAGAUAAGCCUUUCCUUGGGGAAGAAGGAAAGCAUAAAUCUAAAGAAUCACAUGAGAAUAAAUCUUCUUAUGAAGAAAAAGAUGGACUUGGUGAUGGAAAUAAUGCUGGAGAAUUAUCAAAUUUAAAGGGAGAGAAUGAGUCUACAGAUGGUAAAUCAGAUGAGCAAAGAACCAUCACUCAGAAAAUGGAUACACAAGAUGGUCAAGUUACACAAGACCAAAGCACAUUAAGAGAUCAUGGAAGAGUGCAGUCAGAGAAAGAAACAUUUAAAAUUGAUGGUUAUAACCAAGAAAAUGCUAAACAGCAAGUUACAGGUAAGCCUUCCCUUGGGGAAGAGCCACAAACUUGGGUCACAAAAGAAGAAAAUAAACCAUCAAAACAUGAAGUUCACAAAAAGCAGGAUCGUGCAACAGCUCAGUCAUCACAACUAUAUAUAACCAGACAGGGGAGAUGGCAAGAGGAAAAAGCACGGUUCCUGAAAAUGAAUGUAGAGGAGAGGCGCAAGAAAUAUGCUUGCAAGAGCAACUAUAUCACACUGAGUGAAAUUCGCAAAUGGUCAGGUGGCCAGGUGCAUGGUGAAAUUGAUGAGUUGAAUGCAAAGAUCUCAAUUUUCCAAGGGGAUAUAACAUGCCUUGAGAUUGAUGCCAUUGUCAAUGCUGCCAACAAUAGUCUCUUGGGCGGUGGAGGAGUGGAUGGGGCCAUUCAUCGUGCAGCUGGACCUGAACUCAGAAUGGAAAAUGCCACCCUGGGAGGGUGUGACACAGGAGAUGCAAAAAUUAGUGGAGGAUAUCAUGUGAUCAGCACUGUUGGGCCUAUUGGAGAAAAGCCGAAGUUACUCAGGUCAUGCUAUGAGAAAUCUCUAAGCAUACUUGUUGAGAAUGGACUUCGUACUAUUGCCUUCCCAUGCAUUUCAACUGGAAUAUAUGGCUACCCUCCUGAAGAAGCUGCUAAAGUUGCCCUUGAAACUGUAAGGAAAUUCCUGGAAAAAUAUGGUGACAAGCACAUCCUCUUCUUGGAUGAGAUCUUUAUGACAAAGCAGGUCUUCAAUGCCCAGAACAAUUGCCUGCUAGCUGCCAGAUUGGUGGAGAUGCCAUUUGGACAUUUCUGGGUGGCAGAAGCUGGCUGGAGUGAUAGUUUGGGCUGA
Darwinula stevensoni is the source of this 1596-nucleotide messenger RNA. The record is from the annotation of a GenBank genome assembly. NCBI's taxonomy places the organism in Eukaryota, Metazoa, Arthropoda, Ostracoda, Podocopida, Darwinulidae.